Molecule: messenger RNA, 2145 nt
Organism: Lachancea dasiensis
Lineage: Eukaryota; Fungi; Ascomycota; Saccharomycetes; Saccharomycetales; Saccharomycetaceae
Source: the annotation of a GenBank genome assembly
AUGAGAUUAUUAUUUACGGCCAUCUUCGCGCACCUGGUAGCUACCUGCGCCGCUGCAGGUCGCGGGUUCGAGUUCACGACCAUUGAUUAUGUGGGACUGUCUUGCAAAAUGGCACUUUCAUCCACAGCUCUAUUUUGUAAAAAAGACACCGCCAAGUCUUACGACUGCUAUUGUGACAAUAGUAAUGCCAUUGGCUCCUUCUUCUACUGUGGUCAUGAGCAUUUAGAAUCGAAUAAAGACAUUGAAGGUUUAGAGGAUUUUUUUCAAAGUCAUUGCCCCAAUACUACUGUUGAGGAUAUGAGAAGCGCCUACAAAAAUGCUUCCAACCAUAUGGUAAACACUACCCAACUCAGCGACUUCAAUGCUUCUAAACCCGUUGAUUUUCCAGUUUACGUAAGCCCCUCACUUUAUGACUUGUCGUACCGCUCUUACAGUGCCAAAUACACAAAUUACGAUCACGGUUACAGAUGGGGAGCAGCUCUUGUGGGCUAUUGGGGUAUCAUUAUUCUUGGCGGCAUGAUUUCGUCCUUCUCACAUAGACUGGCACCCACAUUAACAAUUUCCAUGAACAAGCAGGCUUCCCAACUCUGGCCCGUGCGGUGGUACAGAAAGUACAUUUCUUUACCUGCUGCUUUUAAUGGCCGUCACACUAACCGCAUGUUUUUCGAGGGCUUGCUACCGACUCGUUUGGAAUCUCUCAUCAUCUUUGGUUUCUGCACACUGUGUAUUAUCUUUCACUCCGUGGGUUACCAACACGUCGAAAACAAUGUACUCUACGCGACCAAAAUGAUGGAAGUUUCACGACUAGUAGCUGACAGAGCUGCAAUGCUUUGUAUGUUUUUAAUGACAAUAACUUACCUCUUUGCGGGACGUAAUCAAAUUUUUAUCUGGUUGACAGGCUGGAAGCAGGCUACAUUUGUCACAUACCACAAGUGGGCAGGACGCAUGCUCUUUGCAAGUGUUUUAACCCACACCAUUUCCAUGUUGAUAACCACAUUGGCCAAAGAAGGGAUGUAUCAAAAAAGAGUACUCACUGGCUGGUGGCGGUACGGUGCUGUUGCAGUAGUUGCUGGCGGGAUCAUAAUGAUCCAAGCCUUCAGCUGGCUUCGUGCCAAGAAUUAUGAGCUCUUCUUGUACGUUCAUAUUGGCAUGGCAUUGUGUUUUCUAAUCGGAGCCUGGAGGCACAUCGAAGAGUUUGAUUAUGGUGAAUGGGCCUACGCAACUGCUGCAUUUUGGUGCUUCGACAGAUUUAUCAGGUUGGUGCGCAUCUUUUCCUUUGGUGUGAAAACUGCCCGGGUCAGUAUUGUCUCGAAUGAAACUUUGCAGAUCACGGUUCCGAGAGGUUCUUGGUGGCCAUUUUUCCCAGGUGCAUUCGGCUAUUUGCAUAUUUUGAAGACCUCAGUAUUUUGGCAGUCACAUCCAUUUACAGUGGUCAAGACCGACAAUGAUGAGCUUCGCUUUUAUGUAAAGAUCAAGAGAGGUGUCACCGAAACUUUGUACAAAGAACUUCUGAACAAACCAGAAUACACCGGGGAAGUGAAAAUUGCUGUAGAGGGGCCAUAUGGCGAUAAGAAGCCUGUUAAUUCAUACGAUCAAGUUCUGCUAUACACUGGUGGUAACGGAAUCCCUGGUCCAUUUGCAUAUGCUAAAGAGCUCGGCGAAACCAGCAAGGAGGGAAAUACUAAAUUUGUGAAGCUUUACUGGGUCAUUAGACAUUGGCACUCUAUGGACUGGUUCCUGGAAGAGUUGCAGCUUUUACAAAGAUAUGCAAAUAUUCAAACAGUCAUAUUCGUAACCAGAGCCCACGAGGGCCUGUUUGGUGAUAAGCUAGCGGCGCAUUUGGAUUCCUCUAGUGAUACACCUUCAGCUCACUCAGAGAAAGUCUCAAGGGAUGGCACCACCACCUCAACAGCACAUAUCGAAUUAGUACAAAGAGUUCUUCCUCAUAUCGAGUUCCGCGAAGGCAGACCCAACGUUGAGGAGCUUGUAACUAACGACAUUGAUGAGUGCCCAAACCAAAAUGUCGCAGUUGUCACAUGUGCUCAUGGCCAAAUGUGUGACGAGAUAAGACGCACCGUUGCAGACAAAGUUGGCAAACACCAGACAAGCAGGAUCGACUUGUUCGAGGAAUUACAGACAUGGUAA